UACAAAAAAUCCAAAAAUGAACAUUCACGAUUACAAUUCCCGAGUAGAUUACAUAAACAAUGCAAGUCGCCAAUUAGAAAAGAAAUUGUGUGAGGAAAGCAUUAAGCUUCACAAAGGAUUGCAAGACGAUAUUUACGGCAAAAAGGCGUAUAAUAGUUACACUCCGAGAAGUGAAUCGGCAUAUUCACCAAAACACACACCUAAUCGUUACUACGAAAUCCACAGCAAAGAAGAUCCUUACAAGCCUGUCAAUUUUUGGACUCCGGCACUUAAACUUGUCAAUUUUGAAGGGCCAACAACCCGUUCAAUACCUUUAGAUGACGGUAAAAUUGGAGGUUCAAUAACUACGUGGCAGUGGACAAAGGCUAGUGAACGCCAUUUUUAG
Messenger RNA from Meloidogyne enterolobii, 385 nucleotides. The record is from the annotation of a GenBank genome assembly. Lineage: Eukaryota; Metazoa; Nematoda; Chromadorea; Rhabditida; Meloidogynidae.